This is a messenger RNA of Drosophila simulans, 608 nucleotides long. RefSeq names its product ctenidin-1. The transcript is spliced from 4 exons. Lineage: Eukaryota; Metazoa; Arthropoda; Insecta; Diptera; Drosophilidae. Bases 43 to 534 code for a protein of 163 amino acids. The record is from RefSeq and is a predicted model, not a curated record.
UGUCCAUUAUCAGUGCGCGACUUUCAAGUGACUGGAGCUGAGAUGAGGAAAUUAGUUAUAUCCCUAGCUGUGCUAGGACUAAUAUCCCUGGCCUUGGCUCACAAUAAUCCCUGGGAGCAGCAGCCCACUCCGAUCAAGAAGGUGCCAGUGCCUGUUCCGGUGCCAGUUCCUGUGCCAGUUCCUGUUCCUGUUUAUCCCAAAGAAGGAGGUGGCGGAGGUGGAGGAGGAGGUGGCAGUGGCGGUGGCGGUGGCGGAGGCAGCGGCAGUGGUGGAGGUGGCGGCGGCGGAGGAAGCGGAAGUGGGGAUGGUGGUGGCGGAGCAGUCGGCGGCACUUGCCCGCGUCCUUCUCCCGAAGCUUUACGGUGCCUGCGGGAAUGGGCCUGUCAGUACGUCAUCCGGCUGGAUCUGCGCUGCCUGCUCACUUUAAAUGGCAACCCAUUGCUGGGCAAUCUCAUUUCCAUACCCGGCAUCACCGGAGGCGGCAGCAGCAGCGGCGGCGGUGGCAUCUUGGGUGGACUCCUGGGUGGCAAAUAGAGGAGCCCGCUCGUUGGCGAAAAUGUGCUCACAUUAAACCCAAUAAAGUUGCCCCAGCACUGGCAAAAAUAGAA